Molecule: messenger RNA, 1116 nt
Organism: Capsella rubella
Lineage: Eukaryota; Viridiplantae; Streptophyta; Magnoliopsida; Brassicales; Brassicaceae
Product: metacaspase-8
Exons: 2
Coding region: 1-1116 (371 amino acids)
Biological process (GO): proteolysis
Molecular function (GO): cysteine-type endopeptidase activity
Source: RefSeq, a predicted model, not a curated record
AUGGCAAAGAAAGCGUUAUUGAUAGGUAUCAACUACCCAGGAACAGCUGUGGAGCUGCGUGGCUGUGUCAACGACGUCCGUCGGAUGCAGAAAUGCUUGAUCGAACGUUACGGGUUCUCCAACGGCGACAUCACAAUACUGAUCGACACAGACAAGUCCUACAUCCAACCCACAGGCAAGAACAUCCGCGACAAGUUGGAGGACCUCAUCAAAGCCGGGAAGUCUGGUGAUAUUCUGGUCUUUCAUUACAGUGGACAUGGCACGAGACUUCCUCCUGUUAAUGAAGAAUCAGGCGACUCUACCGGGUAUGACGAGUGUAUCACUCCUUGCGAUAUGAAUCUUAUCAAGGACGAUGACUUUCGACAAAUGGUGGCAAAGGUAGAAAAAGGUUGUCAAUUGACGAUAAUCUCGGACUCUUGCCAUAGCGGUGGUCUCAUUGAGGAAGUAAAGGAGCAGAUCGGGGAAAGCCAUGUGAAACCGAUCGAGGAAAACCAUGAGAACCCGCCAACACUUGGGAUUGCUAAUUACUUGCUUAGCAUUUUUAUGAGUUUCUUCGCCGCUUGUGGGAUCUCAAAAACUCAGAGAGACGGUGGAGGUGCCCUAGAAAGCUUUACCGGAGGAGAGACAGAAUCUGAGAGGGAAGAAACCUUUGAAGUAAAAACAAGAUAUAUACCUUUCCAUAUCUACGUUAGCCUUCUCAAGCAGCAAACCGGGGAAACUGAUAUCAAAUCUGGGAGAAUCAGACAGACUCUUGCCAAAUUAUUUGGUGAAGACUCGAGCAUGAGCGGUGACAGAGGUUUACGUGACAUAGGAAACUGCGAGGUUAAUGCAGUUAAUUCUCAAGGCACAAAAGAAUUUGCCAACAAUGGGAUUCUGUUAAGCGGGUGCCAAACAUAUGAGAAAUCAGAGGAUGUUUAUGUGACAAGAACCGGAAAAGCCUAUGGAGCAUUCAGUGAUGCGAUUCAGACGAUAUUGUCGGAGACGAGAAAGGAGAAGAAGAUUACGAACAAAAAACUGGUUAUCAGAGCUAGGGAGAUUCUCAAGAGACAUAGGUUUAGCCAACGACCAGGUUUGUAUUGUCAUGACCGUUAUGUUAAUAAACCAUUUAUAUGCUAA